Messenger RNA from Penicillium salamii, 3456 nucleotides. Lineage: Eukaryota; Fungi; Ascomycota; Eurotiomycetes; Eurotiales; Aspergillaceae. The record is from the annotation of a GenBank genome assembly.
AUGACCGUAGAAAAAAUUUUCCCGGUAUCCACCGACGGGAAGUGGGACGAUUUAUGUGUUGAUAUCGUUGCCAUUCACGGGUUAGACGAGGAUGGAGUGACAGCUUGGAUUCAUCCCAGCAAUGGGUGUUUUUGGUUGCGCGACCUGCUUCCUAAAGAGGGGUUCAAGGCUCGGAUUUUCACUGUGAAUUACAAAGCCGAUGCUACCUCGUUCUUCAGUAGCAGUUCGGCAGAUCGGAUAUCGCAUCAUGCUCAGACUCUUGUGGAAGAGCUCAAUGCCGAAAGAGAGCAUGAUGAUUCCAUACAGCGACCGAUAAUUUUUCUAUGCCAUGGUCUCGGUGGUUUGAUUGUCAAGAAAGCCCUUAUCUACGCCUCUACAUGCACUUCGGCAAAGAUGACGCACCUUCAUUCUGUCUUUACUUCUACCUUUGGUUUGAUUUUCUUUGGAACUCCUCACGAAGGUAUAGAGAAGGCCAGGUGGUCUCUUCUAGCAAAGGGGUUGAAGGGUGUUCUCAAGGAUCGAAGCCAUCUCAUUGCAUCUAUGGAGAAAAAGUCGGAAACUCUCCAGACGAUCUCCCAGCAAUUCUCUCCUCUUCUGAAGAAUUUUCACGUUCACAAUUUUUGGGAAACAAUCGAGACAUCACGAUCUAUUGGUUCAGGACUCAUCGUCAGCUACUCUUCAGCGGCCCCACCAUGGGAUGAUACCGGGCGCUCUGGGCUUCCUGCAACCCAUUCACAGAUGUGCAAAUUUGGGGACCGUGAGCAGCCUGGUUACAAGUUAACAUGCGGCAUUUUGCAUAGGUUUAUUAAACUAGCGGGCCCAUUAAUAGCUUCGCGACACCGGCAAUCCGACUCCUUUCUUUCUGCGCGAAGGGAAUAUGAGGCCACGGAAGUUCUGUCAUUCGACAUACACCACGACAACAGACCUGUCGAUUUAAAAGUCAAGCCCGCCGUCAACUCUCAGAAUCAGCAUUUCCUCGUAUCACUCGCCGUGAGCGACAAUUACACUGGAAGAGAAAGACUUGCUCAAGGACUCAAGGAAAAACUACUCGCGCCUAAUAUACGCCAAAAGCGCUUUGUGUUGUACGGUUUGGGGGGAUCCGGAAAGACUCAGUUUUGCUUGAAAUUCGCUUCAGAUAAUCGAGACAAGUACGAUUUAUUGCCCCACCCCAAGCAGAUCGCUUGGAGUCAUUAUGUUGAAAAUGCUCAUACAUUCAUUUUUAGUUUCUGGGGGGUCUUUUGGGUUGAUGCAAGUAGCCCCAAGGCUGCUGAGCAGGCCUUUGCGGGUCUUGCUCGGAUUGGCAAAGUGGAGGAAAAGUUGGAGUCUGGUCUCUAUUGGUUGUCAACACAGGACAUGCCAUGGCUUUUGGUUAUUGACAACGCUGAUGAUGCAAACUUUGACUACGCCAGAUACUUUCCUUUGGGUACUAAGGGGCAUAUUUUAGUUACUUCCCGAAAUCCUGACUGCAAAGUUCAUGCAACUGUCGGCUUUGAGGAGUUUGCAAACCUCGAGGAAGAAGAUUCGAUAACUCUACUUCUGAGGUCCGCUAUCAUGACCGAUCUUCAUGAUCCGGAUGCAAGAGCCACCGCUCGUCCUAUUGUGCAAGCUUUGGGUUGCUUACCACUCGCUCUGAUACAGGCGGGUGCGUCCAUUCGCCAGAAUAUAUGUUCCCUGGAGGACUAUCUGAUGGUCUUCAACUCCUAUAAGAGGAAGCUUUUUCUGAAUGGGAUCCAGCAAGGUCAAGGCGCAUAUGAACAUACGGUUUUCACAACAUUCGAAGUCUCUUACAACAGGAUACGAAGCCUCACAACAGAUGAGGCGAAGGCAGCCAUUGAGAUACUCCAUGUCAUGGCAUUUCUGCACUUUGAUCAAAUACCGGGCACGCUCUUUGAGAAGGCCUGGGAGGGCUUUUCUAGCCAUGGAAGAAUCCAUACCCUCAGCGGCCUCGCUGACAGGAUCAUACAUAUUCCAGGAGAUCUAGUAACAUUAUCAAGUGGAUAUGGAGGUUGGUUCACGAUGUUUGCCGAGGGACGGCUGCCUCGAAUUUUUUCCCAGACUGAAAGUUCCUGGGACAAGCUCCGCUUCCGCAAGGCAAUUCACCUGCUUUGGUCUUAUUCUUUGAUUUUGCAGAAUGUGAACAUCGGAAGCUAUUCAAUGCAUCCAAUGGUUCAAUUCUGGGCGCGAGAACGACUCCAAGGAAAGGCCCAAAGGAUUUGGGGCAAAAUUGCAUCUCAGGUAUUGUCUGAGUCAAUUACUGCAGUAUCAGACCACUCGGAAAUCGUAUACCGACGGUGUCUGGUGCCACAUAUAGAUUCCUGUUUGAGAAACGACUACUCCGACUCCCGCAAAGGUCUGGAGUUCGACAAUUCCAACAUGGGUCAAUUCGAGCGGUUUGCCACUGUCUACGCGGAAGCAGGUCGAUGGAACGAUGCCGCUGCCAUACAAGAAAAAAUAAUACACACCAAGGGUGAUAUAUUUGGCAAAGACAGCUCCGAGGCUUUAGAUACCAUGACGUCGCUUGCCCGGAGCUACUGGAAUUCCAGUCAAGCAGAAAAAGCUUUUCGACUUCAAGCUUCAAUUUUGGAACUUAGCAAGACGAAAUUGGGCGCCUUUGACCCAAGGACACUUCAAGCUAUGGACAGCUUGAGUCGUACACUUUGGUUGUCCGGCUCUAUCGCGAAAGCCGACAAACUGGCACAGCAAUCAUACGAGGGAUUGGCACAAAUAAUGGGACCAGAUCAUCCUUUCACACUCAGUGCCAUGCAUAGCUUUGGUCGAACGCGUUUGCAUCUGGUCGACCUGAAAAGGGCACAAGAACUACUUCUGCGGGCAUGGGAAGGGAGGGCGAAGAUGUUUGGUGCGACCCAUCUAGACACCCUCGAAACAAUGCAGGACCUUGGAAUGACUUGCUUGGCACUCAAAGAGAUUGAGGAAGCUGAAAAGCUAGUGUCAUUUGUUCUUGACUGUAGGAAACAACUUCUUGGUAAUGAGCAUGCUCAUACUCUAUGGGCCAUCAACGAUCUAGCCAAGAUAUAUUGCGCCCAAGGCUACCCGGAGGACGCAAUAGUGCUACUGAUUCCGACGCGAGAGAUCGCCACGCGAACCCUGGGAGUAACUCACAUAGGCACAACAAUGACAAUCUUCAACUUGUCACGAGCUUAUCUACUUUUGACCCAAUUGCACAAAGCGGAAAUCAUUCUAAGUGAACUCAUUGAAACGGAGAUCAAGGCUUUAGGUCCAAAGCAUCCAGACGUCUUCUCGGCCAAGAUCGAACUCGCAGAGGUUUUGAUGAGAAUGGGAAAGGUGCACAAAUCAGAAGGACUAUGUCAAGAGGCACUUGAAGGAAUCUCUAAACUGUUUGGGCUUGACAGUCCUCGCACAAUUCAGGCAAAGGCGCGAAAGGCUGCAAUAUGCAAAUUAGGCAAGCCUCAAACUGCCACAAUUUCCUCGCCCUAA